UCCCCAUUUAGAUUUUACCUCCAAAUGAGUGACGUUUUUUCCCCCAUUUGAAGACUGCAACCCUCGGACAAUUCUGAUAUGGCAGGUGUAACAGUGAGUUAGCAAGAUAUCUCUCUGAUACUUGUAUUUGUAUGUCUGUUUGAUAGAGUCAGAAAGAGAUUUGACAGGGUUUUCAUUGUGUACCAGAGUAAUUCAACUCGAGAUAGAAUGAACUCCCUCUCCGUCUAUGUCAUACUGGGUCUAACAACAUUGAUGAUCCAGACUACAGACUCUAAAAGGUCUCCCAAUAUCAGAGUGGUUCUGUCUGUUUGGCCCCCAGGAUCAACCAUCUACUUAAGGGAAUCUGUGGCCCUGAGAUGCAGUGUGGAAGCAGGUGCUAACUAUUCUUGGACCUAUCACUGGUUCAGACACACAUCUCACAAACUUGUGACCCCAAACGCUAGACACAUGAUCAGCGGUGACAGUUACUCCAUCACUGGGGUUGCCAAGGCUGACGGUGGUAGCUACUGGUGCCAGGCUGAGCGGAAUGGCUCAACCACACCCUUACUCAGUGACCCCGCCCACUUGACUGUGUCAGAGCUGACUCCACCCUCUUUGGCAGUGAUCCCCAACAGCCUACAGCACUUCCAAGGGGAGCACUUCUCUCUCCAGUGCCCUGCUGUGUCUGAGAGCAACUCCACAGAGAGUAACUCCACAGACUGGACAUUGUGGCAGCUCACUGACUUUGGAGUUAGGUCUGGGUGUCAGACACUAGAGGGCACUGUCAGGAAGGAGGUUCCUGGAGCGUGCAGCCUCUCCUCUCUAUACAGUGGGUUGUACUGGUGUGAGAGCAGCAAAUGGCGCAGCAACACGGUCAAGAUCACAGUCAGCUAUGGUUCCAUGAUCAUUGUUGGCCCUGCUCACCCUGUCACAGAGGGAGAUCAGGUGACUCUGCAUUGCCGGUACUGGUUCCACAAACCUAACCUGACCACCUUCUACAAAGACGGAGUAGAGGUUGUUCUGAACGUCACAGAGAUGACCAUUGACAAUGUGAACGGUGCAGACGAGGGCUUCUACAAGUGUGCUGAACCUGAGGAGAAGUUGGAGAGCCCAGGGAGUUGGCUGUCUGUGAGAAGGAACUCCACCUCAGAAGAAAGAAAGACAUUGUCCUCUGAAGGUACCUUGAUAUGGGUGUUGCUGUUCUGUUGCAUUGUGGUUAUCCUGUUGCUUAUUCCUGUUGUUAUGUUACUGGUUCGUCACUACAGGUUGCAUAUGUGGUGCACCCGCAGCUGUUUCUCCUCCAAAGAAGGGCCACCCCCAGGAGAGGCACCCCAGACCAAGCAGGAUGUGACUGAGGUACAGUGGGAUCUGGGCUGGAUGGAGAUGGCCAACCUGUUGGACAAGCAGCAGUACCCUGCCACUGCCAGCUAAACUCUACCACUCAAACCAGAGACUAGUGUGCUUAACACUGUACAGAACAUACCAGAGGAGGCUGGUGGGAGAAGCUAUAGGAGAACAGGCUCAUUGUAAUGGCAUAAGUUAAAUAAAUGGAACGGAGUCACACGUGGUUUCCAUAUGUUUGAUGUGUUUGAUACUGUUCCAUUUAUUCCAUUCCAGCCAUUACAAUGAGCCUGUCCUCCUAUAGCUCCUCCCACAAGCCUCCUCUGGUACAAACAUAUUAAUUAUCCUUUGUAUCUGUUUCUCACUGCUUCUGUUUCUGUUUCUCACAAGAGUUUUUCUUUUAUCUGGUCAAAUUAAGAAAUAAAGAGGAUGUACAGUAUGAGUUAAAAAACUAUUGUGUACAAGCACAAUAUUUCCAUAUGUAUCAUUAAAGUCACUCCAUCUUCAUGUUACACCUGUUGGUGAACUACUAAUGAGUAUCAGAAAUGCUGUUUCUGUACAGUAAAUCCCUUCCAUUUACUGUAAGGUACCUCUCUACUUAUGAAUAGGCUUUCACUUGGCUGCUUGAGAAUUUGAAAAUAGAAACAGGUGUGAAAUAGUAAUCUUACUGCAGAAAAAAACAUUUUCUAUUUAAUGUGAAAUUUGAGGCUUACUGGGAGAAAAUCCAUUUUCACAGAUAUCUGCACAGCUCUAGUGUAACAGUAUAACUUUAGACCGUCCCCUCGCGCGAACCAGGGAGCAUCUGCACACAUCAACAACAGUCACCCACAAAGCAUCGUUACCCAUCGCUCCACAAAAGCCGUGGCCCUUGCAGAGCAAGGGGAACCACUACUUUAAGGUCUCAGAGCAAGUGAUGUCACCGAUUGAAACGCUAUUUAGCGGUCACUACUGUUAAAACAGAAGAGUGAUUGCAA
This is a messenger RNA of Oncorhynchus nerka (sockeye salmon), 2294 nucleotides long. RefSeq lists its product as uncharacterized. Lineage: Eukaryota; Metazoa; Chordata; Actinopteri; Salmoniformes; Salmonidae. Bases 208 to 1410 code for a protein of 400 amino acids. The transcript has 8 exons. Gene Ontology annotation, biological process: cell surface receptor signaling pathway. The record is from RefSeq and is a predicted model, not a curated record. Gene Ontology annotation, cellular component: plasma membrane. Gene Ontology annotation, molecular function: transmembrane signaling receptor activity.